AUGGACUUUGAGUGCCCCCAGGCGGAGGAGUUCGAACAGGACAUUCCCCAGGACCUGGGGCCACUGCAGUUCGUGAAGUUGCGCAAACACCACUCCCUGGUGGACAACGCCUGGUUCUGCGACCGCAUCACCGUGCAGGGCCCAGAAGCCUUAGAGGAGGCCGCCUUCCCCUGCUACCGCUGGGUGCAGGGCCAGGGGGUGCUGACCCUGCCCGAGGGCACCGCCCGCCUGGCAGGGGAGAGUACCUCGGACGAGUUCCAGAAGCAUCGAGAGAAAGAACUGAAGGAAAGACAGUUGAUCUACUGUUGGGGCAUCUGGAAGGAAGGGCUACCCCUGACAAUAGCUGCGGACUCUGUGAAGGAUCUGCCCCCAGAUAUGAAAUUUCAUGGUGAAAAGAGGCUGGACUAUGAAUGGACAGGGAAGACAGGGGCACUGGAGAUGGUCCUCAAACGUGUUUACACCCUCCUGAACUCCUGGGACAGCCUAGAGGAUUUUGAUCAGAUCUUCUGGGGCCCCAAGAGCACUCUUUGUGAGAAGGUUCACCAGCGCUGGCAGGAUGAUGAGCUUUUUGGCUACCAGUUCCUCAAUGGCGCCAACCCCAUGCUGUUGAGACGCUCCACCUCUCUGCCCUCCCGGCUGGUGCUGCCCUCAGGGAUGGAGGAGCUUCGGGCCCAGCUGGAAGAAGAACUCCAGAAUGGUUCCCUGUUUGAAGCUGACUUUAUCCUGCUGGAUGGAAUUCCAGCCAACGUGAUCCAAGGAGAGAAGCAGUACCUGGCUGCCCCCCUCGUCAUGCUGAAGAUGGAACCCAGUGGGAAGCUGCUACCCAUGGUCAUCCAGAUCCAGCCUCCCAAGGCCAGCUACCCAACCCCACCACUGUUCCUGCCCUCAGACCCUCCACUUGCCUGGCUCCUGGCAAAGGCCUGGGUCCGAAGUUCAGAUUUCCAACUGCACCAGUUACAAUAUCACUUUCUGAACACUCAUAUGCUGGCUGAGGUCAUCGCUGUAGCCACCAUGAGGUGCCUCCCAGGACUGCACCCUGUCUUCAAGCUCCUGAUCCCACACACCCGCUACACCAUGGAGAUUAACACCCGAGCACGGACACAAGUCAACUCAGCUAGUGGAAUAUUUAGUCAGGCAGUGAGCACAGGAGGCGGGCCCCAUGUGCAGUUGCUCCAUCAGGCCUUGUCUCAGAUGACCUACCGCUCCCUCUGUCCUCCUGAAGAUCUGGCUGACCGGGGCCUGCUGGGAAUCCCAAGUGCUCUCUAUGCCCAUGAUGCUUUACGGCUCUGGGAGAUCAUUGCCCGGUACGUGGAGGGGAUCAUCUACCUCUUCUACCACGGGGAUGACGUCGUGAGAGGGGACCCUGAGCUGCAGGCCUGGUGUUGGGAGAUCACUGAGGUGGGGCUGUGCCAGGCCCAGGACCGAG
Messenger RNA from Myotis davidii, 1426 nucleotides. RefSeq names its product arachidonate 12-lipoxygenase, 12S-type. The record is from RefSeq and is a predicted model, not a curated record. Gene Ontology annotation, cellular component: cytosol; sarcolemma. The annotation marks the transcript as partial. The transcript has 11 exons. NCBI's taxonomy places the organism in Eukaryota, Metazoa, Chordata, Mammalia, Chiroptera, Vespertilionidae. Gene Ontology annotation, biological process: lipid oxidation; linoleic acid metabolic process. Gene Ontology annotation, molecular function: arachidonate 15-lipoxygenase activity; arachidonate 12(S)-lipoxygenase activity; protein binding.